This is a messenger RNA of Humulus lupulus (European hop), 1314 nucleotides long. RefSeq lists its product as uncharacterized. NCBI's taxonomy places the organism in Eukaryota, Viridiplantae, Streptophyta, Magnoliopsida, Rosales, Cannabaceae. Gene Ontology annotation, biological process: proteolysis. Bases 1 to 1074 code for a protein of 357 amino acids. The transcript has 6 exons. Gene Ontology annotation, molecular function: cysteine-type peptidase activity. The record is from RefSeq and is a predicted model, not a curated record.
AUGGCAACAAGCGGAAAAAUUCAUUGUGUUGACUUAAGAAAGGGUAACUAUCGUGUGCAAGUGGAUGAAUGCUGCAAUGAUGAGGCUAAACUUAUUUUUCCUAUUGGAGAUGAGAUUUCUUUAGUACGUCAUGCUGUCGGCCACUAUGUUGAGUGGCCAUCUCAUCUGAUCAUUCCUUACGAUUCAGAUUUGCUACCUAAGAAGACAAAGAAGCAAAAAAAGAAUGGUUCACCAAUACCUAAUGCCCCAAUGACACAAGAGAAAUCUCAUCCUUCCCAAAAACUUCCUAGUCAAAAUGAAGUAGUGUCAAUUAAAGCUAGUGCCCCGAUACUCUUCAAGAUUCCUAGUGGGGUUCCUCGCUUUCUCAAGUGUCUAUUAACUACCGUGAAGUAUGUGGAGCCAAGUUUCAUGAUCAAAAUUACGAUGGAUUUUGAGAUAUUCGGCCAUGAGAAUGAUUUAUAUAUCUCACAAGAAGAUAUAGUCCAUGUUGGCUUAAUGGAAGAGAUUGGAGCAUCAUGUGUAUCGUUAUAUAUCAGGAUUUUAUACUUCCAAUUAGUGAAAAGAGAGAUCAGUCACUUUUUUCGUUUUGUUGAGCCAAUUUGGUUAUCAAAUGUUGGAUCCACUGAAGAAGAACGAGUUGAAUGGGUAUCAAAGCGCAUGCUUGAUUCAAAUCCGGGUCAGAUGUGGUUGUUGCCAUAUCAUAAGGGAAAGCAUUGGAUGCUUAUAAUAAUUGAUUUUGAUCGCCAAUUGUGCUAUUUCCUGGAUUCUCUUCACAAUUUUCCACCAGAUGAAAUCAAAUCUCUCAUUUCUCGUGUCUUUCAACAUUUACGCACAAAUAAUGCAAAAACUAAGGAAGUCGCUUGGAGAACAAUUAAGUGUCCUCGUCAACCAUUACAAUCAGUACAAUGUGGGUUCUAUGUUAUGAGGAUGAUGAAGGACUUCGUGACAAAUGAGUUUUCAAUGCGUUGGCUAACUAGUAAUUGUGGCGGGAAGAACUAUUACACAAAGGAUGAGAUCAAUGAAGUACGUGAAGAAUGGGCACAAUGCGUCAUGGAUUUGAUGAGUACUACAUAGGUCCACUCACUUUUGUUAACUUAGACUUUUAAUGAGAUAUACUUACAAUGUUAACUUAGACUUUCUUGAAGAUAUACACACUUUUGUUGCCUAACUAUAGUUUACAAUGCUUAUGUGAGUCAUUUUGUAAUUAACUUAAGACUCGUUAUUUUAGAUACUUAGUUCAAAUUCUAGUAUUUUAUAUUAUUGUGAUAUAUGUUUUGUUUUGUUCAGUUUGUUUGUAUAAAAAAACAUGAUUUG